CUCCAGAUCACCACCACCAACGGAACGCCUCUAUCCACCCCUCACUACCUCCCCUCUCCCCUAUCAUGCAGAUAUCCCUCCUCCGUUCGUCGACGGUCCGUCAAUUGGCCUCUCGUCGAUUUGCUUCAACAACCGCCGAAUCCGCAUCCCAGGCUGCCUCUCAAGCUACAUCAAAAGCACAGGAUGCCGCAAAACAAACCGCUGCGAAAGCGCAAGAUGCAGCAAUAGCUGCUGCCUCUAAACUCAUGUCUGCCGCUAGUGGGCUAGGGAAUUCGCUUGGAAAGGUCGGUGGAAGGACCGGGCAAUUGAUCAAAGGUGUAGAAUGUGAGCGCCGGUUUUUCCAUCUUGUAUAUUUUGUUCCCCUGUUCGAUGGUCAAGUGGUCUUCCGGGAGCGGGAAAGCGAAUUAAUUGAACGACAUCGAUCCACGUCCCCUGGUAUAAGAUAUCGGCAUAUGAAGCUUGAUCGAACCACAUUACAUCCCACUCCCGCCAUUCAAAUUUGAUGUUCUGCGCUGCAGACCGAACUUUCACAAGUACUGACAAACCCCCGCCGGUGAACAGCACUCAUUCCUCCAGCUAUAUACUACGCAAAGGUUGCAAAGGAACUUUCAAAAUUGGUAUUUAAUGGGCAAAACAUGUCCCCUCCGUACUUCUCCCGCCCCCUCCCCCACAUACCCCGCCAUCACUAUCCCUCGUACUGACGACCUACAAGCAAUAUUGAAACAUUCCAGAAAACAUUCUCUCCCAUCAUAAAUAAGCUCAAGAACCCCAGAGCCCUUAUCGACUCAGCAUCGACCUCCCCUACCCUCCAGCCCGCCUUCAUCCUUGCCCGGCUUAAGGCAUUUACUCCACAGGAAUAUGCUCAGGCUGGUGUCUUAACCGCCGAGGUCAGCCCACUUCUCUGCGCUGAUAAUCUUCCACGACUCUGAUCGCAACUUCUCAAUAUAGGUUAUUGGCUUCUACACUGUCGGAAAAAUGAUUGGUCGCAGAAAGAUCGUUGGAUACCGCGGUGGAAAUAACGACCAUCACUAAACCCUCUUCUUUUUUUUUGUCGUUGCGGUGCUAGAGCGGUGGUGUAAAGGGAAAGGUUCGGGGAAGCAGGUUACUAUAAAAAAAUCUGAGGCAGGGUUUGGAUCUUUGUAUAAUCCUUUCUAGAAUUGCAUAUCCCAAGUUCUUUUUUUUUCUCUCUUGUUUAGCUUCUUGAGGGAGGUAUACAACUAAUCAUAGGGGGUCAUCAUAUUGGGUCUGAAAAGUUUCAUACAAUCAUGGAAAAAUAUUUAAUAAGGACCUGUUCGGCGGGCAGCAAAUAGCGCGGUAUUUCCGCCACAGCGCUUUCUUCAAAAUUAUAAUAGACAUGGCGGCAAUAGAGGGAAGAGGGGGAUGGGAUGUUUGGUACGAUAAAGAUUUCGAAAAUAAGAAUCCAAAUCAGAUAAGAUCUUUCAGCCAAAACCCUACCCCCGAUAACAUUUUUAGUCAUCCGGGACCAUUCUCCCAGGCAUUUUUGCAUAAUAACAAGGAAAUGAUAAUAUCAUCAUACAAUACCGUAUGAUAUUUACCCGGAAAAUCCACCAUCUCCGGUAAGCUCUACAGGUUCCAGACAGCGCAUACCAUACUUGGUCAGGAAAACGCUAUUCCUUCGUGAGGUGUUUUGUCCCUCGUU
Messenger RNA from Tuber aestivum (summer truffle), 1660 nucleotides. NCBI's taxonomy places the organism in Eukaryota, Fungi, Ascomycota, Pezizomycetes, Pezizales, Tuberaceae. The record is from the annotation of a GenBank genome assembly.